AUGGCUGCCCGGGCUUUAUUUGAGCUAGCGCAGGGGACUCUUUCGUGCCCCGUAUGCUUUGAUCUUAUGGAUCGCCCUAUGUGCUUUAGGUGCGGACACGUUUACUGCGCUAACUGCGCUGAUCGUUGCAUCAGUGGCCGCCCGAUGUGCCCGCUCUGCAACUCAUCAGUCCAGAACAUUCGGCAGGCCAGGCCGCUCCCAGCUCUUGCCAAGUUGGUUUCUUUUGUGCGCAGCUUAGGCGGCGCUGCCGACGUUCCGCACAGCCAAGGCGAUACCACCUUUGCUGUUGCUGCUAAGGGUGGGGGGAAAGCCACAAAUAAUGCGUUGCUUGCUCCCCCAACGACCGACAAUGCACCCGUUUCGUCAUUUCCCAGAGUUAAUGGAGCGGAUCCGCAAGCAACGGCUCCAAACAGUUCCCUAGAUCCCGGUGAGACGGAACCCUCGACGCCGUCGACGCCGCUCACGCAUUUGCAUGAGAACGGAAUGAGUUUGGGGAGUCAGAUGGCGGGGGACCCGACCGUGCAGCCCUCGAUAGCGGGGGAGGGACGAUCUCAGCCUGUAUCCACUACGAUGCCACCUCUGCAGCAGCAGGCUCAACGGCAGACAUGGCCGUCCGCAGAGGAGGUGCUUCCACCGCCACAACACCAACCGCAGAGUUAUCGUGUGGAAGUUGAGCGGUGUAUCAUACGGGUGGAGGGCGCGGGCGGUUAUGCACUUGUAUACCAGGGAACAUGUGCUUUAUGUGGUCUUGACAUAUCUGAUCGUCAACAGGUUUCAAAGCUUCUGCGGCAUGUGCUCACCAUGGAUCCUUCUUGUAACGAGGGGCAGGUUCGUUUGGUUAGCCAACGGACGCUUGGGCUGAGAUUAGGUCCGCUGUGGAAGCUGCGCUUCGGGGCCUUCGGUCAGGCCUCCCCCAGCCUCAGCAACGGAUCGGACGUCAAUACGAGGGAGGGUGCUGCGUGCGGAGGACAAAGUGAUGGGGGACCUUCUUCGGAGCUCCCCGCAGUGCUGCUGCACCAGACGUGCCUGGAGUGGUGUAUGCUCCGGCGCCGCAUAAUCGAGGGGGCAAACGCUCUGACAUUGAAUGUUGCGGCUACCGUACUUCAGAGUUUGCACGCAGGUGACAGCGAGACUAUUUGUAGCUUCUGCCGCAUAAAGAUUGGCACUUGCCUUGUGCCGUGUGCACGUUGCGGGAGGCGGUCGUAUCACUACCCGUGUGCAUUGCUGACGGGCGCAGGUGUGUGCCAGUUGUCUGACGUGUUUGGUAUUCUUGUGUGCGUGGAGUGUCAGGGGCAACACUAA
Trypanosoma brucei brucei TREU927 is the source of this 1302-nucleotide messenger RNA. RefSeq lists its product as hypothetical. The record is from RefSeq and is a predicted model, not a curated record. Gene Ontology annotation, molecular function: single-stranded DNA binding; ubiquitin protein ligase activity. The transcript has a single exon. Gene Ontology annotation, biological process: DNA damage tolerance; protein monoubiquitination. Bases 1 to 1302 code for a protein of 433 amino acids. Lineage: Eukaryota; Euglenozoa; Kinetoplastea; Trypanosomatida; Trypanosomatidae.